Messenger RNA from Nematostella vectensis (starlet sea anemone), 1478 nucleotides. RefSeq names its product G protein-coupled receptor 161. Lineage: Eukaryota; Metazoa; Cnidaria; Anthozoa; Actiniaria; Edwardsiidae. The record is from RefSeq and is a predicted model, not a curated record. The transcript has a single exon. Gene Ontology annotation, molecular function: G protein-coupled receptor activity. Gene Ontology annotation, cellular component: membrane. Bases 95 to 1342 code for a protein of 415 amino acids. Gene Ontology annotation, biological process: G protein-coupled receptor signaling pathway.
UACUUCCUCCGAUACUCACAACGCGCAGCCUUUAGGAGGUCGUUAUUUAAACUUACAGCACUUUGGGACAGGAAGAAUGCUCUUUUAACGCGUGAUGGGAGAGAAUGCAAGUCUCAACUUCACGAGGGAUAGCCAAGGAAUGGCGCAAGUGUUCGUUACUACACAAACAGCACUUAUGUUUCUGAUAAUGUUCGGGACGCUCGUUUGUAAUAUCUUGGUAGGAAUUGUCAUUAUAAGGAGAACGCACCACCACAACGCUUCACCUUCAAAUAUUUUCCUUUUAAAUCUCACAAUUGCUAAUACUCUACUGGCAAUACUAGUUCUACCGUUAAUUAUCGCAUCCAUGUUAAUGCAGCGCUGGAUUUGGGGGAACUUCUGGUGCCAAGCGUGUGGAUUUUUUGGAACUCUUCUUACCACAGACGCACUGUUGACUGUGAUGGUUCUCAGUUACGAUCGUUAUCACUACAUUGUAAAUCCACUCUCGUAUCCUAUGCGUAUGUCAGCUGUGAAGACCCGUGUUUUAGUGGCCUACACUUGGCUUCAGAGCUCAUUCACGGCUAUUUUACCGCUUGUUGGAUGGGGGAUUUACGGCUUUCAAGUUCCCAAGUCUAGCUGUACUGUAUUGUGGGAUAACCCAAGAAGCGAAGGCUACGCUAAACUUUUUUCGAUUAGCGUGUUUAUAAUUCCUCUCGUUGUCAUGAUUUGGACUUAUUCUCACAUCAUGAAAGCUGCCCGAAGACAAGCAAGAAUAGGAAAUAUUGCCGUUCUCAAUGCUGGCUUUAGAAGCUCCAUAAGUUCAACCGGAUCGGGACAAUUCACCGGCUCCAAAGCUCUACGGACUACUGUUCUAGUUCUGGGGACGGUGAUAGUAUUUUUGGGACCAUAUAAUGUGACUAUAUUGCUAGAAUCAAGCGGAGUAACUCUACCAAAAGCCUUGCAUAUAACCGCUACCAUAUUAUGCUACAGCAUUUCACUUCUCUAUCCGCUGAUAUACGGUAUAAGGGUUAAAGGAAUUCGUAGGGACAUUAAGCGGAUGGUGUGCUCAACGUUAUGUUGUAUUGAUUACGUGCGGCCUAUCAGCGCUGCAGAAGCUUUCCUCAUUUCUCCCGCGGCUAGAGCGUUCAGAAAUCGGUCUGUUUCUGACGGUUCUGUUUGCUCCAUCAAUGACCUUGAAGCCCCGAGAACCGAGACGGAAAGGGAUGUGACGGGUUGGUGUCUACCUCCGAUUCGAGAAGAGAUUGUAUUAGGGCGAGAGAGCCACAAACCCGGCACGAGUACCGAGCUGACAGAUUUGGAAAUUAUGUCUCUCUCAAUCCCAGGACAGAUCAUGGAUAAAAAUUAAAGAAAGUUAGAAAAAUUGACAGAAGAUAAUUUAAAUAAAAAAAGCAUGCAAGGUUUAAUAUAUUUGAUAAUGCUCGGGAGAAUUCUACUUAAAGAUUUUAGAUAACAAGCAAAAAAUAAAAAUAAAAAAACAUGAA